AUGACUAGGUUGUUCGAUAGGAAGCUGUACGCGGCCCCGCUCGACAAGGAUAAAAUUCGGACAGCUCUUGACAUUGGUACCGGCACUGGAGUCUGGGCCAUUGACUUUGCGGACGAACAUCCUAAUUGCACUGUAACUGGCACCGAUAUCUCCCCGAUUCAACCUAGCUGGGUACCUUCCAACGCCCGCUUCGAAAUCGAAGACGCAAAGAAGGAAUGGACCUUUCAACCGAACUACUUCGACUACAUUCACAUUCCCUGGCUCACUGGCACCAUUGCAGAUUGGCCUGCCCUCUAUAAAGAGGCGUAUAAAUGUACGGCGCCCGGUGGAUGGAUCGAACAUCUUGAUGACGAUGUGGAAGGAUUGAAGGAAGCUGGGUUUACCAACGUUACCACUGAAGUGAUCUAUUCUGAUGACCCGAAGAUGAAGCAGGUAGGCCUCAACCUGUCUGCAACGCUGACACACGACGUCGAUGGCUUCCUUACCUACCUCUUGCACAACUACGAGAACUGGACCCCGCAGGAGAUCCAUAACUACGCCUCCAUUAUGCGCAAGGAGAUCAGAGAACGCAAGAUCCAUUCUAACUCUAAGUGGCGCGUGGUGAGGGGACAAAAGCCGCUGGACACUUAA
Sordaria macrospora k-hell is the source of this 630-nucleotide messenger RNA. The record is from RefSeq and is a predicted model, not a curated record. NCBI's taxonomy places the organism in Eukaryota, Fungi, Ascomycota, Sordariomycetes, Sordariales, Sordariaceae.